Penicillium maclennaniae is the source of this 801-nucleotide messenger RNA. Its product is annotated as putative allergen. Gene Ontology annotation, cellular component: extracellular region. Gene Ontology annotation, molecular function: IgE binding. The record is from RefSeq and is a predicted model, not a curated record. The coding region runs from base 1 to 801 and encodes 266 amino acids. The transcript has a single exon. NCBI's taxonomy places the organism in Eukaryota, Fungi, Ascomycota, Eurotiomycetes, Eurotiales, Aspergillaceae.
AUGCAGUUCACCAAGUCCAUUCUGCUCCUCGCAGGCCUCGCUACCAGCACCUUCGCUGUUCCCCAUCCCCAUGGUUUCCAGCGCCGCCAGGCCAGCGCCACCACCGCCCCUGCUUCUUUUGCUUCAUCUUCUUCUUCCGACUCUGCCUGGACGAGCCUCCCCGCCUCCGGUGCCGCAUCUACCGCUGGAUUCGGCGCCACCACUGGCUCCUCCGGUAGCGACGUGACCUACUCCGGUAACGUUGGCAACCCUUACGGCUCCAACAUCAUCCAAGUCUCUGCCUCCGAGGCCAACCAGUACAAGUACGUCGCCCAGUUCCAGGGUCAAAACACCGACGACUGGACUGUCGUCAUCUGGAACAAGUAUGGUCCCGAUGGCACGAUGGACGGCUGGUACGGUAACGCCUGCCAGAGCUUCACCCUGUCUCCCGGCGCCACCGUCUACAUCGCCUUUGACGAUGACUCCCAGGGUGGCUGGGCCGCCGCCGAGGGCUCGUCGAUCCCCACUGACUCCAACGGUGGCUACGCUGCCACCUGGGGUGAGUUCGACUUUGGCUCCACCACCAACAACGGCUGGUCUGGCUUCGAUGUCUCCGAGAUCCAGGCGGUCAACGCUGGCUUCUCUGUCCAGGGUAUGAAGAUCUGCGAUGCUAUCGGUGGAACCUGCUCUUCCAUCACUACUGGUGGUGGCAGCGUGGACAACGCCUACACCCCCGCCGAGACUGCCGUGGGUGGCAUCGGUGGCAACCUGCCCUCUGGCAACGGCGUUCGUCUGGCUGUCACCAUUGACUACAGCGGCUAA